Molecule: messenger RNA, 1395 nt
Organism: Colletotrichum abscissum
Lineage: Eukaryota; Fungi; Ascomycota; Sordariomycetes; Glomerellales; Glomerellaceae
Product: zinc carboxypeptidase
Exons: 5
Coding region: 1-1395 (464 amino acids)
Biological process (GO): proteolysis
Molecular function (GO): zinc ion binding; metallocarboxypeptidase activity
Source: RefSeq, a predicted model, not a curated record
AUGUGCUUCGCAUGCUUCGCCAAGAUUCGAUUCGUCGACGCCAAGCAUCUCAUUGCCUCAUCACUAUUUGCACAUUAUUUCGCCAUGAAGGCGUCGCUCAUCUCAGCUGUUGCCCUGGUUCCUGUGGCUCUGGGCGCGACUGUUCCCAGAUCUGCGAAGGUCGACUAUACUGGCUUCAAGGGUCUUCGCAUUACUCUCCCCGAGGGCUCCGAGAACUUGGCCGACCAGAUUAACGAGUUAGCUGCAACGAUCUUGAACCCCGGCGCCAAGGAACAGUUCGAUGUCGUCGUAUCUCCCGACAAUGUCGACGCCAUCAGCCAGCUGGCUGUAAACACCACGAUUCUCCUCGAGGACGUCGGUGCUGCUUUUGCGGAUGAAGAUAUGGCAACGGUUUAUGCUGUCCCCAGCGAAACCUGGUUCACUUCUUAUCACAGCUAUGCCGACCACUUGACUUUCUUGAGAGACCUCCAGAGCAGCUUUCCCGGCCAAUCUGAAAUCACUACCGCGGGCUCAUCUUUCCAAGGCCGAGCGCUCACCGGCAUUCAUAUCUGGGGAAGCGGCGGCAAAGGGUCCAAGCCGGCUGUUGUUCUCCACGGCACCGUUCACGCUCGCGAGUGGAUUAGCACGAUGACUACAGAGUAUGUGGCUUGGCAACUUUUGACAAAGUACGCAACAGACUCUGCCAUCAAGGCCGUGGUUGAUAAGUUUGACUGGUACAUCACUCCUGUGGUGAACCCAGAUGGCUUUGUUUACACUCAGUCCACUGACCGUCUCUGGCGCAAAAAUCGCCAGACCAACACCGGCAGUUCCUGCGUCGGCCGCGACCCCAACCGUAACUGGCCGUAUAAGUGGGAGCUGACCGGAGGUGCUUCGACAAGCCCCUGCGCCGAGACUUACAAGGGGGCUGCCGCCGCCGAUACCCCAGAAAUCAAGGGCCUUAAGGCGCAGAUCGACUCUUUGUCUGCCAGCAGGGGUAUCACCCUCUACCUCGAUGUCCACUCCUACGGACAGUACAUCCUUUGGCGUAAGUCCAUCCUCUGGAUUGAUCAUGUGAGAGUACAGUUUGAACUCAAAUGGUUAUACAUAGCUUAUGGAUAUGAUUGCAACUACGUCGCUCCCGAUGACGCUGCGCUACAAAGCAUGGCCCAGCGCGGUGCGACCGCUAUCCGUGGCGUUUCCGGCACCAGCUACACUAUUGGCAAUGCUUGCCGUGCUCUGUACGCGACCACAGGCGAUAGUACCGACUACGUUCACGGCGUUGCCAAGUCCAAGUACACGUACACCAUUGAGCUUAGAGACAGAGGAACCUACGGCUUUUCACUUCCGGCAAGUCAGAUCUCGGCUACUGUGAAGGAGACUUGGGCAGGAGUUCUUGCCAUGGCCCAAGCUGCAUGA